This is a messenger RNA of Musca vetustissima, 298 nucleotides long. Its product is annotated as cytochrome c oxidase subunit NDUFA4-like. NCBI's taxonomy places the organism in Eukaryota, Metazoa, Arthropoda, Insecta, Diptera, Muscidae. The coding region runs from base 44 to 298 and encodes 84 amino acids. The record is from RefSeq and is a predicted model, not a curated record. The transcript has a single exon.
AUUCUCGAGUCAACCAAGUCUGCUGUCGUCACAGAGCAUAAUCAUGCAAGGUCUCAGUUUGAAAUCGAUCAAGAAAAAUCCAGCCCUUAUCCCACUUUAUGUGUGUGUCGGUGCUGGUGCCUUGGCUUCUGCCUUGUACACUCUCCGUUUGGCCACCAGAAAUCCCGAUGUUACAUGGAAUCGUUCGGCCAAUCCUGAACCAUGGGAAGAAUACAAAGAAAAGCAAUACAAAUUCUAUUCGCCCAUCAGAGAUUACAGCAAAGUUAAGUCUCCAGCUCCCAACUAUGAUGAGGAAUAG